Messenger RNA from Cryptomeria japonica (Japanese cedar), 1201 nucleotides. RefSeq names its product non-functional NADPH-dependent codeinone reductase 2-like. The transcript is spliced from 5 exons. Gene Ontology annotation, cellular component: cytosol. The record is from RefSeq and is a predicted model, not a curated record. Lineage: Eukaryota; Viridiplantae; Streptophyta; Pinopsida; Cupressales; Cupressaceae. Bases 42 to 980 code for a protein of 312 amino acids. Gene Ontology annotation, molecular function: aldose reductase (NADPH) activity.
UGGCCGAAGUUGUAACAGCAACACUUAAUAACGGUUCCAAGAUGCCUGUAAUGGGCUUUGGUUUGGCCGCAGACAAUGUCAUGAUAACCAAGGGCUCUACACCACUCGAGCAUGUUAAGGCCUCAGUGCUUGCAGCCAUUCAGGUUGGUUAUCGAGCAUUUGAUACUGCAAGCUUGUACCUCACUGAAGGCGUAUUGGGAGAGUCCUUGAAAGAAGCCUUUGAAAUGGGGCUUGUAUCUCGCCAGGAAGUCUUUAUUUCCUCCAAGCUGUGGGGCACCGACUGCUAUCCUCAGGAUGUCAUUCCUGCUCUCAGAAAAAGCUUAGAGGCUUUGAAAUUAGAAUACUUGGAUUCGUAUCUGAUCCACUGGCCUUUCGCCCUCAAGAAGGGUACUAUGUAUCCUUUUCUAACACCAGAUGAUGUUGUAGCAAUAGAUAUUGAAGGGGUUUGGCGGGCAAUGGAGAGUUGUGUUGAACUUGGUCUCACAAGAGCAAUUGGAGUCGCUAACUUUUCCAUUUACAAGAUUAGCAAUAUUCUUGCGUUUGCGAAGAUUCCUCCAGCUGUAAAUCAGGUUGAGAUGCAUCCUGUCUGGCAGAAGAAGAAAUUGAGGGAGUAUUGCAAGAGUGUGAAUAUUCAUGUUUGUGCAUGGUCGCCAUUAGGAGGUCCAGGAAAUUCAUGGGGAUCGAACAGUACCUUAGAUAAUCCUGUAGUAAAAGAGAUUGCCGCUAAACAUGCAAAAACGCCUGCCCAGGUGGCAUUGCGCUGGGGAAUAGAAAAGGGUGUAACUGUUAUAACCAGGAGCUUCAAUCCUGUAAGAAUAUCAAAGAAUUUCCAAGUAUUUGAUUGGAAAUUGGAUGAAGAAGACCACCAAAAGAUCAACAGCAUAACACAGGAAUCGACAGAUCUGGUGAGGAACUUCUUUGUGAAUCCAAUAAAUGGACCUUUUAAAACAGUUGAGGAAUUUUGGGAUGAUGAACUCUGAGUAUCAAGAAAUAAAAUAUUAUUUGUACAACCAAAGCAGUAGAAUCAAUGUGUUAUUCUUUGCAGGCCCGGCAAAAUGAAUAAAAAGAAAGCUUGUUUGUAAUCAAUUUAUUGUGGAGUGGUAUUGUUUGUAGGAGUACGAAAGAUUUGAUUUUAUAAGUAAUUUUCUUUCCACAAAGAAUGUUAAACCUAGAACAAAACAAUUACAGAGAUUCAUCAAUG